Brassica napus (rape) is the source of this 1916-nucleotide messenger RNA. Its product is annotated as glycine-rich cell wall structural protein 1-like. The transcript has a single exon. Bases 108 to 1751 code for a protein of 547 amino acids. NCBI's taxonomy places the organism in Eukaryota, Viridiplantae, Streptophyta, Magnoliopsida, Brassicales, Brassicaceae. The record is from RefSeq and is a predicted model, not a curated record.
GAUCUUCCUCUGAUUCGCACUAUAAAUAUAGAGCAGAACCAAGCACAAAUGGAACAACCAAACCAAAGUUGCUUUCUAGUUCGUUGAAAACCAACAAGAGAACUUCAAUGGCUACUCACUCAAGAUUUUUAUACGUGCUUCUUCUUCUUUCAUGCAUUGUUUUUGCAUUGAUUGCGGAGAGUUCUGGAGAUAAUGUGGAGAAUAAAAAUGAGGAUGAUGAUUGUUCUUCGUGGAGUUGGCGUGGAUGCGGCAGUUUUUAUAGACAACCUUCCAAAACAUAUGGUGCUGGAUAUGGUGGUGAAAGGUAUGGCCAUGGAGAAAGGUAUGGAGCUGGUAUGAAUGGUUAUGGUGGUGGCUAUGGUGGUGGUGGUGGCGGCGGAGAAGGUGGUGGUGCCAAUGGAGGAUCAGGUCAUGGAAGUGGAUCCGGCGCGGGUGCUGGUGUUGGAGUUGGUGGAGCAGCAGGUGGAGCAGGAGGAGGUGGAGGCGGCGGUGGUGGAGAAGGUGGUGGUUCCAAUGGAGGAUCAGGUCGUGGAAGUGGAUCCGGCGCGGGUGCUGGUGUUGGUGUUGGUGGAGCAGGAGGAGGUGGAGGCGGCGGGGGUGGAGAAGGUGGUGGUUCCAAUGGAGGAUCAGGUCAUGGAAGCGGAUCUGGCGCAGGUGCUGGUGUUGGUGUUAGUAAAGCAGGGGGUGGAGCAGGAGGAGGUGGAGGAGGCGGGGGAGGAGAAGGCGGUGGUGCAAAUGGAGGAUCGGGUCAUGGAAGUGGAUCCGGCGCGGGUGCUGGUGCUGGUGUUGGAGUUGGGGGAGCAGGAGGAGGUGGAGGAGGCGGCGGCGGUGAAGGUGGUGGUGGUGGUGCUGCCAAGGGAGGAUCAGGUCAUGGAAGCGGAUCCGGCGCUGGUGCUGGUGUUGCAGUUGGUGGAAUAUCGGGUGGUGCAGGAGGAGGUGGAGGAGGCGGGGGUGGAGAAGGUGUUGGUGCCAAUGGAGGAUCGGGUCAUGGAAGCGGAUCAGGCGCGGGUGCUGGUGGCGGAGUUGGUGGAGCAGCGGGUGGAGCAGGAGGAGGUGGAGGGGGUGGGGGUGGAGAAGGUGGUGGUACCAAUGGAGGUUCUGGUCAUGGAAGCGGAUCCGGUGCUGGUGCUGGUGCUGGUGUUGGAGUUGGUGGAGCAGGGGGUGGAGGUGGAGGAGGUGGUGGCGGAGAAGGCGGUGGUGCCAAUGGAGGAUCCGGUCAUGGAAGUGGAUCAGGGGCUGGUGCUGGUGUUGGAGUUGGAGGAGCAGGAGGAGGUGGAGGUGGUGGUGGUGGUGGUGGAGAAGGUGGUGCUGCCAACGGAGGUUCUGGUCACGGAAGCGGAUCCGGUGCUGGUGCUGGUGUUGGAGCAGCAGGUGGAGCAGGUGGAGGUGGUGGUGGAGGAGGUGGAGGAGGAGGAGGUGCUGGUUCCGGCAAUGGAUAUGGUUACGGUAGUGGUUAUGGUGCUGGUUUUGGUAUGGGUAAAGGUAGUGGUAGUGGAGGAGGUGGCGGUGGCGGUGGAGGUGGCGGUGGUGGUGGGGGUAGCGGUGGAGGAAGUGGAAGUGGAAGUGGAAGUGGAAGUGGAAGUGGAAGAGGAGAAGGAUAUGGGACGGGAGGAGGAACCGGUAUAAGCAAUGGAGGAGGAGUAGGAGUAGGGUUUGGAAUGGGUAUUGGCUUUGGUAUUGGCAUUGGAGGAGGAAGUGGUGGUGGUGCCACUUAUCAAACCAAUAUCAACGGAGAGAAAAAUUCUCCUUAAGGAAUAUGGAGGCGAUAGAUAUCUAUCUCACUGUCAACUCCAUUUGAUAAGGAUUUUCGUUUUAAUUUUUGAUUUUUAGUUAUUUUAUGUUAUAAAUCUCAUCGAUAAAAUCAAGUACGAUGAAUUCAUUUUCCCACAUAAUAAAAUUACAGGACUUUGUUUUAA